Messenger RNA from Rangifer tarandus platyrhynchus (Svalbard reindeer), 237 nucleotides. Lineage: Eukaryota; Metazoa; Chordata; Mammalia; Artiodactyla; Cervidae. The record is from the annotation of a GenBank genome assembly.
AUGGGGGCUGGGCUGCCCCUCGUCCUCCUCCUGACCCUUGUCGGCAGCUCACAGGGGGCAGGGCCGGGAAUGACUUUGCAACUGAAGUUGAAGAACUCCCUUCUGGCAAAUUCCUCCUACAAUUCCAGCUUCCUGGACUUUCUCCAGAAGUUCUGCCUCCUCCUCCACCUCCCCGUGGGGACCAACGUCACCCUGCAUCAAGCAGGGUCCUCACAGCACGUCACCUGCAGAGUCUGA